CAUAGAUGAAAAGAGAGAUCAGCUGUAGGUAAAGGGUAGAAAAGAUGUCGCGGGUUUUAAGUUCACUUCUGUCCACUCGUGAGAAUGGCCUCCUCUUCAACAUGCUAGGCCAGGACUGCAGUGCUUCUGCCUGUGCUGUGGUGCAGCUACUCAUGGCGACUGCAGCUUGUAAAGGUCAAAAGUCAGAGUGGAAAUUUCACAGCUGUGGAGUUGUGUGUUUGGUGCAGGACAGAAAAUUACAAUCAUCAUUUAUACGACUCUUCUCCGUCAAGAGAGCAAAGCUGCUUUGGGAGCAGGAGCUGUACUCACCGUUUGAGUAUUUAGCGCCCCGUCCCUAUUUCCACACUUUCCCUGGUGAUGAAUGCCGGACUGGGUUGAACUUUGCUGAUGAGGAGGAGGCUGGUCGUUUCUAUGGUGCUGUACAAAAGUGCAUCAAGAGUACUAGAGCACACCCUGUCUUCAUGCGCACACACAGUCUGGACUCUGCCUCUGGCUGGCUGCUGAGGGAAAAGCUGAAUUCUGGAAAAGAGAGCCGGUCGCCAUCCCCCAAAACCCCACCCCCCUUUGACUUGAGGAUGACCAGUACAACAGUGGGACCAGGGAUCAAACCAGCUAUAAGUUUUACCCCAACUAGUCAAUCAACUAUUUCUUCAAAGACUCUUUCUAGCCCUAAUGCUGCAUCUGUUUCUCUGGCACAGAAGAAGGGACCCCUGCCCCCCAUCCCUUCUAAUCCAAGGGUAGCCUCAUCUGGUACCGGUCACAAUGUUAACCUUGCCAGCAGCUUUUCCAUUCCACUCCCUCCACCUUACCCAGCCCCCAAAAUAAACCCAGCAGGAAUAAGGAAAAGUGCUAGCUUUGCUCCAAGAGGAAAUUAUUCUUCUGCUGUACUGAAGCGUCAAAGAAGCCUACAGAAGUUUACAGCUGACAUGCAAGCAGACACUCACUAUGAGGAAGAUCAGUAAAAUCAACUGCGAAUCUUCUAAUGUAACACGGCUGUUCCAGCUUAAUCUUUUCUGCUUUAACAUCUGAUUGUAGAACAAUUUCUCAAAACCUUUAUAAGUACACUGCACAUUAGAGGACUUCUGCUCCUGAUUUGAUUCAUGGUCUCUGCUGGUGCUGCAGGAUAAAAUCAGUUACAUUUCUUACCUGCCAAGUUCUGAUGUUGCAAUUAGUAAGUGAUAGAAGAUUGCAGCUGUAUAUGAAUGCUGCAUGCAUGUGUCUGUGAAUCAGCUUGACUCACUCUUCUCGUGAU
This is a messenger RNA of Colossoma macropomum (tambaqui), 1252 nucleotides long. Its product is annotated as wiskott-Aldrich syndrome protein. Bases 45 to 962 code for a protein of 305 amino acids. NCBI's taxonomy places the organism in Eukaryota, Metazoa, Chordata, Actinopteri, Characiformes, Serrasalmidae. The transcript has 8 exons. The record is from RefSeq and is a predicted model, not a curated record.